AUGCUGCAGGCUUUCGACCUGCCCGCCAUCAGAACCACGUCCCCGCCAGCGUUCGACCACAAGACCCUGCCGUCCAUCAGCCCGGAGAUCAUUGGCCGCGACAUCUCACGGCCGUCGUCGAGCUCGACGGUGGCGUCGUUUACACAGCAGCGGCCGGGCAGCCAUGCCUCGAUGCAGCUGCCGGCCCUGUCGACACUGGCUUCGCUAGCAUCGACGAGCGCCAAGGACAACGAGAGCAACGGCGUCAUGGGAGAGGCGCAGUCGAUGAAGAUGCCGUCUCCGCCCAGCAAAACCUCCCAUGGCCUCAGCAUGACCUACGCGACCGCCGCGCCCGCCACUGCUGGCGGACAGGGCAACUCGCCGCCUGUCUGCCAGAACUGCACCACGAGCACCACGCCGCUCUGGCGCCGCGAUGAGAGCGGCGCCGUGCUGUGCAACGCCUGCGGCCUGUUUCUGAAGCUGCACGGCCGCCCGCGGCCAAUCUCGCUCAAGACGGAUGUCAUCAAGAGCCGCAACCGCGUCAAGACGGGCGGGCCUGGGCGCAAGAAGGGCGAGGGCAUCAACGGCCUCGCUGCCGCCCACCCCGACGCCGACGGGCAGCUGGGCCUCGCUCAACACCGCCGCGCAUCCGGCAAGAUCUCGUCGGGCCUCUCGGACCGCUCGCAGUCGCCCAUCUCGCGCACCGGCACGCCCAACUUCGCCCACCCCUCCAACAUCGCCCCCCAGCACAUGUUCGAGCAGGCCCUGAGCAGCGAUGCCGUCUUCCAGUCGCCCUCGAUGCACGGCUUCGGCCUGCGCCAGCCGUCCCCGGGCUCCACGUCCUCGGUCAACGGCUCGCACCUCGAGCCCCCGCUCUCCUACGACUCGCUCGCCGCCCAGAACACGGCCCUGAAGACGCGCGUCUCGGAGAUGGAGCUCAUCAACGACCUCUUCCGCAACCGCGUCAGCGAGCUGGAGAGCAGCGAGGGCCAGGCACGCGCCACUGAACACGCCCUGCGCGCCGAGCUCGAGGCGACGCAGCAGCGCGAGCAGGCCCUGAAGAGACGCAUCGAGGAGAUCGAGGAGGAGAGCCCUCGGCACAAGAAGAUGAAGAUGAGCGACCUAGUCGACGAGAGCCGCGCGGGCUCGCCAAUCAGCUCCAUGGUGGAGUAG
Messenger RNA from Ascochyta rabiei, 1152 nucleotides. Its product is annotated as GATA zinc finger protein 3. Gene Ontology annotation, biological process: positive regulation of transcription by RNA polymerase II; negative regulation of transcription by RNA polymerase II. The coding region runs from base 1 to 1152 and encodes 383 amino acids. The record is from RefSeq and is a predicted model, not a curated record. The transcript is spliced from 4 exons. Gene Ontology annotation, molecular function: DNA-binding transcription factor activity, RNA polymerase II-specific; zinc ion binding; RNA polymerase II cis-regulatory region sequence-specific DNA binding. Lineage: Eukaryota; Fungi; Ascomycota; Dothideomycetes; Pleosporales; Didymellaceae.